CCAUUGGUAGGCGCUGAAUCGGUUUAUUUCUGUGGUUAAAGAGGAACAUAUACAUGGUCAUAUGACCACAGGGAUGAGUGUUUACAUUCUGUCUUACUGUACGCUGAAAACAAUAUAACUGCCUAUACUACGAGCUGACAGCAAAAUGACAAAGCUGCAGGUCAUCAACACGUUUCUGACGGAGCGCUUAAUGGCGACGCUCAAUGAAAUCAUGGACAUGAUCGGCGGGACUGUCCUGCAGUAUGAAAAAGAGCUGGACAGCGUGCAGAAGGACAACGAGUAUUUGAGACGAAGACUGAAGGAGAUUGAGAAACUCGUCGAGUCAAACGGUCCAGCUAUCUCAAACCCUGCAUCAUCAUCUUCGCCAUCACAUCUAAAAUGGACUUCUAGCAUUGAAACGGAAACAAUAGCUACAGAGAUCUAUCAGAAUCAGAACCAGGUACAAAAUGAACAGCUCGCCAGCACAAAAGUAGAAGAGUUCUCCGACCAUGCUCUUCUGGUGGACGAAUCAGACAUUAUACAUGGUCCCCAGUUACCAAACACACUGCCUCACACAGAUGACUUUGAAACAUCCCCUUUAAACGAAUUUCCUUGUGGUGUAAAAACAGAGCCUUUUGAAAGUCCUGAUUCACAGUCCACCAAUGCCAACACAUCCGUCUACAGCCCAAUACCUCAGUGCACUGCUCAGUUACAAGCUACUAACAAUAUUAACCACAAGUCGGAUCCUAAAGCGUUCAGUGUAUCGAAUUCCACUGAUCUAGAAUUAGCUAAACGUAUAAAGCUAAAGCCUAAAACCAUGCAUGUAUCCCUUAGUAAAAUAAGCCAAAAUGGGUUAAAAAACAGUUGUCCUGAAUCAAGCAUAGCUCAUGUUAACUACAAUAUGGCUCAUCAAAACACAGAUUCAAGAUCAGUCAGGAACGACGCCAUUAGCAGUAUAACUAACGUUGUGGUCAACCCCCUACGUCACGUGACGUUCAGCAGAGAUGUCAGACAGGGUAGGGGAAGAGGACGGGGACGAGGAAGAGUCAAAGGUCCUGGGACGCACAUAUGUCCACAAUGUGGAAAACUAUUCCCCCAUCAUUCCCGGCUAAAGGUGCACAUGCUCAUUCAUACAGGGGAGAAGCCGUACGUUUGCACCCAGUGCGGGAAGCGUUUCAACAACGACGGGACUCUGAGGAACCACAGCCGCGUACAUCUGCAGCUCCGUCUGUUUGACUGUCCAGUGUGUGCACGUAGCUUUAAGGAUGCCUACACCUGUCGAAAUCACAUGCGCGUGCAUAAUAGGUGAGGCAAUGGUGUUUCUGCCUCAGCAGCCAAAUUAAACAGAACUCAAGCUACAGGAAAUUCUCAUGGAAAGGUUUCCCUGGUGGUCGUGACAUGUGCAGUCACAGUUUUACUGCUCCUGAUCGCUUCUGAAAUGUGCCAUGCUGGGGGACCCCUGUGGGCAGAAUUGAGAGGCGCUGAACAACAUAAGUCGUCACAUGAUUGUCUUCAUGUCCUCAGAAAACCUUUGGAGUAUAAUGUUUGAUGGUGUUGUUGAAAUUCAUUUUCCUGUCAUGUAGCCUGCUAUCACGCCAGUAGGAUGCAACAAACAAGUGCCAGUAUUGCCAGCUGUUUUCUGCUGCUUUUAAUAUGCUAAAUUAAAUUGUUUGGUUAGAGAUUUAU
Messenger RNA from Labeo rohita (rohu), 1665 nucleotides. Its product is annotated as zinc finger and SCAN domain-containing protein 21. Bases 146 to 1288 code for a protein of 380 amino acids. Gene Ontology annotation, cellular component: nucleus. NCBI's taxonomy places the organism in Eukaryota, Metazoa, Chordata, Actinopteri, Cypriniformes, Cyprinidae. The record is from RefSeq and is a predicted model, not a curated record. The transcript has 2 exons.